This is a messenger RNA of Leptomonas pyrrhocoris, 13455 nucleotides long. Its product is annotated as putative protein kinase. Lineage: Eukaryota; Euglenozoa; Kinetoplastea; Trypanosomatida; Trypanosomatidae. The record is from RefSeq and is a predicted model, not a curated record. Gene Ontology annotation, molecular function: ATP binding; protein kinase activity. Gene Ontology annotation, biological process: protein phosphorylation. The transcript has a single exon. The coding region runs from base 1 to 13455 and encodes 4484 amino acids.
AUGUCCGACUCCAACGACGACAGCAGCAACGGGAGUAGCAGCGACGAUGACAUCUUCACCGAGCACGUCGACUUUAAAAAGAAGGCGACGCAGCGCAGGGUGCCCAUACACACCGCCUCCAACUCAACUGCGCCGACGACGACGACGGCAUCUUCAGCCAAGACGGAUGCGCGCAGCCCCACCAGCCGGGAAGAACCGAGGCUGUUUACUACGGCCGUCACCGCAGACGUCAAACUCGCCUCCUCCGCCGUCCCCUCCGCGGUUGCCUCCGUCGCUGCGAACCCGUUUCUUUCCGCGGAGGGGCAGAGCCUCAACAUCAACACCACCACGGCUUCCGAGCUGUCGGUGGCCGCCCUGCAGGCUAUUUUGGGAUCGGACGUACCGGUCACGCAGCGCAGCGCGUCGACCAACACGGAGGCCAGCAGCUCGAAUAACGACCCCUCCAGCGAGGAUCGACGGAAGCUGCGCCGCCGUCGCCGCCUCGUCGGUGGGGCGCGGCCGCCGCUGCAUAAAAGCACGCUGACCGCCGCGUCAGCCCCGGUCGGCGGCGACGACUUGUCCUCGUUGCUUCCGCCGACCAACGUGCCCUCCUCCACAUCGGAGAGGGACGCCCGCGACACACCCGAGCUGUCGCGGCGACGCUCGAAUCUGCACUCGGCCAGCACCGGCGACCUCGCCACGGCCUCAUCGGUGGUAUCGGCGUCGAAUGAGCUGCCGGCCGUGGCGACGCGGCGGGCGAACUCCCCAGCGGUGGCCGCGGCGAGUCCGCGAGCGCGCCAUGCACCACGGUCACACCAUCAACACCCGCACCAGCACCUCCACACCGUUGGCUCGGCCUCGGCACUGGGCAACUCCCUCCAGUCCUCCGCUCUCCCCGUGUCGGUGGCGGCGCACCUUCUCAGCGAUGAAGCAUACCUUGACACCUUCAAAAUCCCGGCACUGAUGGCGCAGCUCUCCCUCUCGCUGAUGGCGGCCAAGCCUGUCGAUCCGCGCGCCUUUACGCGCGACUGGCUGGCAGACCGGCUUGUGAGCGAGGAGGACGAGGACGACGAUGAGGACGGUCACCAAGGAAGCGGCUCCAUGGACGCCGACUUGGUCAACGUAUCCAGCGCGCCGGCCACGGGCAUCGCGCUCUCUCCAGAGCGGGAGAGCACGCGCAGCUACGGCAUCGGACCCAGCAGCUCCAUGAGCGACGCCCUCAGCAACCACAGCAGUGCACCCAACGUGGACCCAGGGUCGUCGAACACCACCUCGCUACAAGCCUCCACCAUGGGAGGUGCCCCGCAAGGCGGGUCAACAGGACCGCCCACCGCACCCGCACCCGCAGCAGCCUCGGUGCGAAAGCGUACUCCCUACUCCCGCGCGAGCUCCGCGACCAACGACGCACAGGGCGAGCCCGGAAAAGACGACGACGACAACACGGCAUCCGACACCUCCUCGCGGCUCGACCUCGCCCCGCCGAAGCUCAUCGUCAUGACAUCGGAGCAGCCAACGCUGAUGGAGGCCGCAGCGAAGGCGCAGACGGGAGCGGAGCGCAAAGGCGUUGGCCGCCGUAAUACCGGUGCAACGGACGGGGGAAAGUGCGAGGGGCGACAGCGAAAGAAGAAGAACGAGCGCGGCGGCAGCGGCAAUGCCCGGCGGGGAACAGCAACAGCGACAGCGACAGGGAAGCACGAGCCGCCACGUCGCGGAACGCGCUCGAUGGCGAGUCCGGUGAGCAACGCGCGCAGCGGCGCCUCCUCCCCCUCGCCGGCGCCGACACCCACCAAGGCGGCGCAGCACCUGCACUCGCGUCAUAGCAGUCCGCACUCCUCGUCGCCGAACCUGUCCAUCAUGAAAACGAUGUCCCCGGCGGAGGCUUCGAUCAUGACGGACGCGGAGAAGGCGAAGCGUGCGAAAAUGCUGGUAGACAUGGCGGAAGCCGCCUUUCUGCACCAGGCGAGCGAGGAGAAGGAAAAGACAAGAGCACGAAAACAGAGCGACGAAGGCGGCAGUGCUGGGCCUGCGCUCGAGACAGACGGCACAGCAGACACGGCUGCGAAGUCGGCCUCCUCGUCCUCGUCAUCGGCCUCCUUCUUUGACGCGCCGCACAUCAACGGUGGGGGCUGGGCACACCUGGAACUCUCGUCGGCACGCACAACCAACGCGCCCUCUUCCACCGUGUCGAACAAGGGCAGCGGCGACUUGCACGACGCGCGCCACCGCGGUCGCUCGCCACUGCGCUCCUCCUCAUUGCUGUCCGCCCCAGACAGCGAUGAACCAAAUCACACGACCACGACAGUGCCCAGCACGACGAGCCCGCCCGAUCGGCAUGUGGCUUUGAUUCCCUCCGGGAGCACCAGCCCCACUCUUGACUCCUCCUCCUACGCGGCGGCGAUGACCAAAGGCACCACGGCGCAGGGCAGUGUCGUGUCCGCGGCAUCGCUUCCAUCGACCCUCUCCCCCGAACCCGAUACACCGGCGAUGGCGGUCUUGGAAAAGGAGGCAGGCCACAAGCCGCACUCGCCGCUCUCGUGGGAGUUCCAAACACCGCGCUCCUCUACCGCCGAACAAAGCCCCAACGUCAGCACGACAGCGGAUCAACACGCUGCUACGAAUGUCGCUUCCAAGAAAAGAUCGGCUUUGGCGGAGAACGGCAGCGAAGAGAACAGAAAGGCGAGCAGCAGCAGCAGCAGCAGCAGCAGCGGCAACGGAAGUGGCGAUGCAGCCAAUUUUGCGAUGUUCUCACCUCUGCUCGCUGUGGAUCGGCACACGAACGAAGUCAUCGACUACCGUACCACCGCGGGUGCCAUCACUAGCCAGCCUUCCUUCCUCGGGGCACCGCCGCUUAAUAUCCCCUCCGGCGUUCUUUCACGAACGGCGACCCCGCCCCGGCAAAGCAACUCAGCUGGCGGCUACCUCGUCAGCAGCCUCGGUGGGGGCACCAACGUUGGGGGGCCAACAAGUACCAGCAACACGGCGACCUCCGCUGCCGCUGUUGCCUCAGGAGGACUCGGGAAUGCGGCGAGCAACCCGUACGCGCCGUUCCCUCCCUAUGCCCCUCGUGCCACAACCGGCGGUUUCAACCUUCUCCCCACCCCGAUGUUGGCUGACAUGGUCGGCGGCAACGGCGUCACCAACUCUAGCUUUGGGCGCCGUGGUGUGCCGACCAACAACAGUUUUGGUCACCGCAGCAGCGCUGCCUCCGCCGCGACGGCUGCGAUGGCCCGUCACGGCGAUCACCCCAUGACGCCGUCCACCGCCGCUUUGGCUCCGCUGCGGUUUCUGACUCCGCAUGAGUCCGGCAGUAUCGGUGUGACGGGCAACUGGAAGACAGCGCCAAACCUGCAGCUGGCCGAUUUCCCCAAAAUAGGCUCGCACGGGGUCAGCACGAUGAGCAGCGCCAGUCGGCUCCCCAUCUGUGUUGCGACAGGGGAUGGGGUUGGGGUUGGCGGUGUGAGUGACAGCUUGCCGUGCACCGCGACCGCCAGCCUCGCCGCGUCGAGGGCGGCCACCCCGAGCUGCGGCACUGAUGUUCGGGUGGAGACGCCGCCGGCCGAACGCCCCACGACGUUCUGCCAUUCCUCGCUGAUGCAGGGGAAGGCGGAGGAGGAGAGGAAAGAGGUGAGUAGCGUCACGAAUACUAAUAACGACCACAGCAACGCCGACACCUCAGGUUCGUCCAGACAGGGCACGACGCUGUCGUCCGGUGUUGGUGGGAGUGGUGGCCUCGUCACCUCCCCGCUGUCUGCCACGCUGAAGGCGGACACCGCACGUCGGCUCGGUAAGUUGAUGGAUCAGCUACCCCCCAGCAAGUACGCCGCAGCAAUUGUGUUUCUCGAGGGGUUAAUGAGCUCCUCCGGCAACAGCGACGGCGUGGACGCGUCAGGCAGCGAUGCGAUGAGCGCGACCGUUUCGGUCGGCGCCGCCUCCGCACGCAACACGGGCCACUUUGGAACGACUGAGUCGCUACUCGCGGAUCCCAUCGGAGUCGGCAUGGGCCUGACCGGCAAGCCUGUGUCUCCCCUCGUGAACAUUAACGUCGCGGCGCACGCCUGGCCGGUGCCGACACUCGCACAGUCCAGUUCGCUCGACGGCGUGCCGGCCCACGGCGUGGCGUCCUUCUCGGGGAUCCUCAGCUCGAACCACGCCCUGAGUGGCGGCGUCUGCAUCGUUGACCCGCUGCAAGGGGCAGAGGGGAUGAUGGACCUCGUCACCAAGUCCACCGCUGCUAUUCCCGCUGCAAAGUCGACGGGUUCUGCCUCGGUGGACGCCAUCGUGCGCGACGCCCUCAGCCAAAGCAUACUGCUCACGCUACCGCCGACGCACAGCGAGGUAGGCAGCCUGUCCGGCGCGAGCCACUCCGCCUCCAACCCCACGACAACGACGACGACGACGACCGCCGCCCACUUAAAAAACAACUUCACCCCCGUGUCAAAGGAGCACUUGCCGGUCACGACGGUGAACCUGUCGUCCGUGCGGCUCGACGCAUCGGGCGGGCCGGCCGACCCACGACUGCUCGCCAAGGCCACCACGGCGGCCACCACCAAUGCGGCCGCUGCGGCAGCGGCGACAACAGCAGCACGGGCGGGUGCGGCCAGUUCGGCGAGCGUGCAGAGCGUCGCGAGCCCCGGCAGCGUGACGGCGGCCAGCGUACGCAGCACCGCCCCGCUCUCCCAACCGGCCUCACAAACCGGACAGGUCGGUGCCCCGUCCUUCUACAAGAAACCCUCCGGCAACGACCUGUCCAGUCUGUGCCCGAACCCGCCCGUGGAAGAGAGGGCGAGCGGCUUGCUUGUUGGGCUGGAUGGGCCGCGCACGCGUCGGGCCAACUUUGUGCACAGCCGCACCAGCAGCGCGCACAACGAGCAACGGAGCGGCGAGGAGCGGGAGAGGGCGCCGCGGCGCACGGACCUGCAGGCCGUGUCCAUCGCCUUUGCCUCCGCGAUCGUCGCCACUGCGGACGCGCGAAAUGCGCCGGCGACGGCGACAGCGUCGACAUUGCCGCCCUCUCCAAAUGUCGCGACGGAAGAGGAGUUGCCGACGACAACGAGCGGCGCAACGGUCUCUGCGUCCGCCACCACGACCACCGUCACGACGACUACCUCAGCGAGUGGCCACGGCGAGCCCUCCACGGAUGCCACAACUGGCUCUUCUCCUCCUCCGGCACCGCACGUCCCUGCGGAGACGGCAGCAAAUGCCACGGCGCCCGACGAGGCAAAGAAGGAGAAGGAAAAUGAGGAAGAGGAAGGAAAUGGCGGGGAGGGGAGCAGCACCACCAGCGGCGUCGCGCCAGCUCACCCUGACGACAAACCGGAGAACCCUCCAGCUGUGUCGCAGCCAACCGCGAUUCAAAACCCCCCGUCCACCACCGAGCCGCAAGACGCUUCUGCGCGCUCCUCCCCCGUUGAGCACAUCGGUCUUUCGGAUCGGGAGGAGCCCAUCCGCGACGUACUGUCACUGCUCGUGCAGACGAGCAAAAUGGGCAACGAGAAUCAAACCCCACCACGCAGCCACAGCAGUGGAAGCAGAAGCGCAACCACCGCGUCGGGCAGCAGCAAAGACGGCGCCGAGGGGUCCACAACACUCCCCGCAGGAUCAGAAGUGCCGCACAGCAAACCACACGUGCCCAGCACGGCUGAGGACAAGGCGCAAGAGCUCACGAUGCUCUCCGAUCAACGCCUCUUCACCUCCUCGUCACAAGCCUUCCCCAACAACGGCGACGCUUCGCAUGAGACCACCACCGGUAUUGUCGACUCGGUAAAUUCUACCGAGCUGCCGGUUCGGUCGGACCGCUCACAGCACCCGGCAGCCGCGGACUCGCUCUUCAGUCCUAUCUGCGCCGAGGUCGCCGGCGACAGCAGCAGCAGCAUCAAUGCGGACGCCCCGAAGUUGCGCCGUCGCCGGUCAAAGCAGAACAUCUCGCGCGGCAGCGACAACGGCGGGAGUUGGUUAGAGAACGUAGGGCAGAGUGGUACGAGCACCACGAACUCGCCUAUUUGGCACUACCGCAGUCAAGGCCACUCCUCGCCAUCGUUUCUGCAAGAGGGUCAUACGUUCAGUAGUCCGCAGGGCACCAGCCCCGGGGUCUGCUUCGUGACUUCCCCCUUCUCGCCGCCGCUGCCGGAGUCGAUUGUCGCGGCGGGCAAGUCUUACGUGACGGACGACACGGCGGCCACGGACCGCCCGAGCGAGUCGCCGCAGCACUUCGAUGACGACGACGGCGACGACCUUGGCGCGACGCUGCGCAGCGCGGUGGUGAUUGCAGCCGCAACCGGCGCGCACGUCCCGCAGCGCAGCACCACCAGCGCCGCCGCCACGGUGGCAAGUCCCUAUGGCACCUUCACGACGGUUUCUUCCAGUCAGCUGCCCGAGUCGUUUGCGAGAACCCCGUUCAGCCCGCAUGGGACCGCGGACGGCUAUCGCCCUGAUUAUGCCACCAGCCCCUCUAGCGCUUUUCCGGUGAGCCCGCAGAAUACAGGCUACAUCUCUGGGACCGGCACCGCCGCCACGCCGGCGCGUCGCCAGCACCACCAGGAGCUGCACCCCUCCGCGGCCUCCUCCAGCACCCUCUCACCGCCCCUCACGCACAGCAGCUCGCUCAUCGUUGACGGCGGCAGAGGGGGGAACAGGGUGCCGCCCAGCAUCGGGAUCGUCAUUGGACCGGACACCGCGACGCCUGGUACGUCGCUGCUGACGCCGACGACGCAGCUCCCUCCGUCGCCGGGGCUGAGUCCGUCGCACGAACCCCUCGCCACGUCCUCCGUCGCAGCCGCGAUGAACUCCUUCCUCUCCCGCGAGGGCCACGUGGCGCCCCAGGAGGUGGAAAUCGUCCGCGAGGCCGUCGCCCGCUUUGAGGCCUUCGCCGCGCUGGAAGAGACGCAGCUCGAGACGCUCGUGCGGACGAUGUCGCGUGUUGAGUUGGCGCAGGCGCAGACGCUCGUGCAGGAGGGCGAGCCGACCUUGGAGAAGCUGCUGCUUGUCGUCUCUGGCAAGAUGUCCAUUUCGCGGAGAGGACUCGUCACACGCUCCGUCACACGCGGCCAGUUCUACGGCGAGAUGGAGAUGUCAUACCACGUCGAGCGCAGCCGCGUGACGCUGACGGCGGUCGUCCCGACCACCGUGUACGCGCUGACGAAGGUGGAUUACCAGAAGCUGGUGAUUCACGAGAAGGAUGCGCGCCGCUACAUGUUCUUGCAGUACGUGAACCAGUGCGACCUCUUCAAAGGGCUCUCGCCACCAACCAAGAUGCGAUUGGCGGACUCGUUCCGUGUGUGUCGACUGCGCAAAGGCGCAAAACUGACGGAGCAAGGCGCCCCGGUGCAGUGGAUGUACCUCCUAAUGUCCGGUACGGUCCGCAUGACGUGCAAGCCGCUCGCCCAAGGCACACCCGCCGCCACUCCACAAAGUGAUCCGGUAAGUACCACUUGCAGCGCCGUUGUGGCAGAGGGCGAUACCACCGCUGCGGCCACGUCCACCACCGCCUCACGCCCCAUCGUGGAGCUGCUGAGCUCGACAACGAACCCCAACGACCCCGCGAUGCUCACGAGCAACUCCUCCAUGGCGCAGGCACCGAACUCCUCCUCACGCGUGGCCACCACUCUCCCCUCGCCGCCCUUCACACCCUUCCACAAACCGGCGGCGCUGGCGAAGUCGCCAGACGGCAAGCCUGGGACCGGCGUGCAGGAGCUGCUGCAGCUGGCGGAGUCGCAGGUCUUCACAGCAGAGCAGCGCAACAUCAGCGGCAGCGCGGGUGCCUCGCCUUUGCUCGCGCCCGUGCCACCGCCAGAGGGUCACUCGCCGCGGCUGAACUCCGGAAGUUGCGAGGAGAGCAACAGCGGCAGCGCAAACCGCCAUACUCACUUCCUCAGCAGCGGCGACGGCAUGGAAGACGCAUUCGCGCAGACGCACACGCUCGGCAAAACCACCCCCAGCUCUCAGAGCGAGGACCGCAUCGCGCCCACGAAAGACGACAGCACCCCACUGCUGCACAAGCGCCGGCAAACAAUGCUGCAAAUACAGCGGCAGCCACCGAACCACCACAGUCACGGCCACGGCCACCACCGCCACUGCGACCCGAACGUGCUGAAUACGCCCGGCUCGCACCGGGCCGGAGCGCGGCCGUCGAUACUGCAUCCGGAUUUUACUUUGCUCGGCUCCACCAUGGCCUCGCUGGACCCGGGCUCCCUGCAGCGCUGCGCCUCUCCGUCGCCAUCCACCGCGUCCGGCAACGCCAAGCGCUCCACCAGCAUGCUACUCGCCGGCGGUAACCCGCGAGUGGCCCGGGCGGCGUUUAGUGGAUCAGCCGACACCAUCACCAUUCCGGAGGAGACGCUCGUCGUGGUAGACCGCACACGCGGUCAGCUCGUCGGCGAGCCGGAGUUCGUCUUCAAGUGUAAAGGUCUCUUUACCGCCGUGGCGACCACGACGGUGCAGGCCGCCCGCAUUAGUCGUCUGCACUUUGAGGCUAUUAUGGCCCGCAGCGUCGUCGAGGAACUGAAGCGCAACAUGCUGUUGGACCCUGACUACUACUACUUUGAGUCGACAGUGCCGUCGGAGCUGAAGCAGGAGAUGCAACGGCUGCUUUUCCGUCUCAACGUUGGCAGGGGCACGAAGCGCCACUCGCGCCUCAUACUCCCCUCGUCCCGUCACCAUGGCAGCUUCCGCGGGGACAGCAACGAAAAGUCGGCGUCGCGCAGCGCCGCGAUGCAAGCCGGCGGCAUCAGCCGCACCGCCGCCGAGCUCUCUGCGAGCCCGAAGCCUUUGUGGUCGCGCCAGCUCAGCACCUCCGCCUCGCCCGUGCUGGCCGCGCAGAUGCUGUGCCGCUACAAGUCGAGGGACUCCUUUGCAACGCUGUGCAGCCCCACGGCGAAAAGCACGUCGAAGAGCCGUUUCCACACCGUCAAGAUUCACUGCGGCGGCGCAGCAGAGAGCAGCACCGGCGGGAGAGAGGAGGAGAUGGGCAGCACGCGUUCCGUCACCGGCACGAAGUUGAGUGGACAGCGGCGUCGGCAGCGGCGCAGUCGUCGUCACCGCACCGCGCCGCUUGAGCCGAGCCCGGCGCCGGACUCCGACGGCAGAAACCCCGCGAGCAGUCCGGAGGACAACGCAGACAUGAGCUCCGCCGUUGUGGCCGACCUCGCCGUGAAUAGCACCGGGAUGGGGUCCUCGACCCCGUAUUUGGAGGCGCCGUCCGUCAGCAAUCACGCCGUGCAGGGCAGCGGGUCGAGCAUGGCGGACGUGUCGCCCAUUACCGGCGAUGAAACCUCGAACCACGCCGGGGAGGUGGGCAAGCGAGCGGGUGGUGUGAGCACGUCUGUCGUCGCCGGCCGCUCCCGCACCGGCACGCGCCGCGAGACCGUCGACAACAACACCUUCUCGGCGAAGCACUCCUCCACGGCGGGCAGUCGCUCUCGUCGGAUCAGCGCGCGUGGCGAGCUCGUGUUCUCUGGCAGCCGCAAUUUGUACCGCUUCACCGCCGACGCGAUGAGCCUGAAUCAGAGUAUUGUGAUCGCCGUCGUGGUGGAUGGCACGAUCAUUCGGUGGAACUCCGUCGCGCAGAGCGUCACCGGCUACGCGCCGUUUGAGACGAUCGGCAAGAGCGUCUACGACUUCAUUGCCUCCGAGGAGGGUCGGCAGCAGAUGCGCGACGUCCUGUCCCUGGGCACGCACUACGCGGGGAAGUGGGAGCAGUACGCAACGCAGCACCUGCAGGAGAAUCGCGUGUUUCCGUUUCGCCAGAACUCGGGACUGUUCCAGGUCGGUCUGGCGCUCUCCGUCGUCCCGUCCAACUACGCCAAGACGGCGGAGGUGCUGCUGCUGAUCGGGAGGGAGGCGAAGUACCGUGCCGCGAACACGUACGCCUCGGAUGUGGCGAGGUGGCUGGAGGGGCUGCUGAAGCCGCAGCUGCGUCAGUUCCAGCGCCGCAUGAUGCAAAUUGAGUCGCACGGCUGGCGCGUGACGGCCGAGGAUGCGCUGCAGGUGAAGGGAAACCUGGACGCGUGUCUGUCGAUGGUGGAGCAGUUCACGAAGUUCUCGUUGCUGAACAUGGAAACGGUGAACGAGUCCUGGCGUCCGCUGCGACUGCCGACGAUGCUCGGUCGAUUCGCCGUGGAGGCCUCCGCCUUCGCCCGGCAGCGUCGCCACGAGUACUACUGCAACAUCGAGCAGGUGGAGCCGAAGACCGACAUCUUCCUCGACGCGCCGCAGGUGCUGGCCAUUUUACGUCUGCUCCUGGCCGAUGCUUUCAUGAGCCCGAACGAAGACGACGACGGCAACCCGAUCGUCGUGCACGCCGAGCUGCGGGUGACGGUGGUGGAGCCGCAGGACGCACACGCCGGGCCGGGCGGCGGCAGCGCAUCCCCCGCCAUCCGCCAGACCCCCGGCAGCGUCGGGGCGGCCUCCCCUGCCUCCUUCGCCACGUCCUUCGCGAGCACCAACCCCGCAGCAGCCGGCGGUGGUGGGGGGGCGAAGGCGAGCCCCAUCCCACUGUUCGGCGCGGCGGCGAGCGGGCCACCCUCCCACCCCUCCAACGCCGCGCUGGUGAUUCUGGCGGAUCAGCUCAGCGUGCACCCGCAUGGCACUCCCAAUGCAGAUCCACUGCUGCGCAUCGCUUCCUCUCAUCAUCAGCAGCAGCAGCUACACUCGCACAAGGAGGAGGCCAGUCGGGCGGCUGCAGUUGCGAUCGGACCGCAAGGUCGACUCAGCGCCGCAGGCGCAGCGAACGUGGCGGUGGCGGCGGCGGCCGACGACAGCAGUGGCGGCGAUACACCGAGCACAUCGGCGGGCAACCCAACCGUCGCCGGCACUCCACCGUCCUGCAACGCCGUCGCCGCCACGGCCCGGCGGGCUGUGUCGACCACCACCUCGACCCCGCCGACCGCGCACGCCGCCACGACGGGGUGCGUCUCCCUCAUGAAUGCAGGCAGCCCCAACACGACGAUGUCCGCCUCGCUGCGGCGCAUCCGCUUUGAACUGCGCGACGACGGGCCGACAAUCCCAUCGCUGCGCUCGCCGGAGACGGUGGCGACGGAGAGUGUGCGGGCGGCGGGGUCGCCCGACUCGACACCGCCAACGUGGAGCGGGGACCAGCAGGCUCUGCCGAGCAGCCCCUCCCCCCUCCACGGCGAUGCCUUCCCGAAUGUAGCGAGCAGCGCCGGGCUGGAUGGCAGUCGGCCCAGCACAGGCAGCCCCGGACCGGCAAAGUCAACCCGCGGCGCGGAACUGCAGCAGGUGGAGAAGAUCUUGAGCAACCUUGGCGGCCUCGUUUACGGCUUCACCAGACCGGAGGCCGCCGGCAACGUACUGCGCGUGGAGCUGCCGCUGCUCGUGGUCCCUGGCGCGAGCGAAGAAGGCCGCGAGGACGAGAACGGGCUGACGACCGGCAGCGGCGCUCCCUUUUCCGGUGCAAGCCGCACCUUCACCGUCAUCGUCGCCGACAACAACCGUGUGCAUCAGCAGCAGCUAUGUCAGAUCCUCUGGGCGCGGCAGCACGCCGUCGUGCCGGUCACGUCCUUCCGCGACCUGGUGCGCAAGUUGGAAAUGAACACGGCGGAUAUCCUGUUAAUUGACCCCCUGCAGAUCGAUGUCGUCUCCGAGGACUACGAGUCCCUGCUCGGCGACGACCCCUUCGAUGAAAUCCGCAUCCUGUCCGCCCGUCUCGCGCUGGUCGUCAUGACGUCCGACUUCAGCGACUGGCGGGUGCAGAAGCUGCUGAAUCGGCAGGCCGUCGUGGAGCUGCCGAAGGUCGGCUCGGGCGCGCUGGUUCACAUCGCCAUGCAGGAGGCGGAGCAGAUUGUCACGGAGAUGCGCGACGAGGAGGAGCGGAUCGAUCUCAUUCGCCGCACCUUCACGAACUCCUCCUCCGAGCGGCACAAGAUUGGCCGGCGCAUUGGCAGUGGUGCCUUCGGUGACGUUUACGAGGUCGAGGAUACGCUGACGGGCGGCAAGAUGGCGAUGAAGCGCAUGCGGCUGCACGAUGGCCUACUGGCGGAUGAAGUGGUGCAGGAAAUUUUAGCCAUGACCACCCUGAAGCACGAGAACAUCAUCCAGUACUUCUACUGCGAGAAGGAGAGCGAUACGCUGCUGCGGCUGUACAUGGAGCUGGCACCCGGCGGUACCCUACGUGAUAAAAUUCGCGAGCACCCCGGUGUCAGUCUCCCGUUUGAGGACAUCGUGCACCACCUCUCCGACAUCUGUCACGGCCUGGCCUACGUGCACGAGCAGCGCUACGUCCACGGCGACCUCAAGACGGCAAAUCUUCUCCUCGGCACCCGCGGCCGCACGAAGAUCGGCGACUUCGGCACGGCGAAGCGACUGGCGCCGCACCAGCUGCUGUACACCAUGGUCGGCACACCACAGUACAUGGCGCCGGAGGUGCUGACGGCCGACGUCGAGGAGCGGCUGGGCUACGACUUCAAGGCCGAUAUUUGGUCCUUGGGAUGCAUCGUGCUGGAGAUGGCGACGGGCAACGCCCCCUUUGCUCACCUCGAGUCGGCUCAAGGCAUGGGGAUCAUCAAAUACCUCAGCGAGCUGACGGACACGCCGGACCUGUCGCCGCUCUUCUCCGGCAACCCGCUCGUGUACGAAUUUGUCAAGAGCUGCCUCGACAUCGACCCCAAGAACCGGCCAACGGCGCAGGAACUGCUGCACUUCGAUAUCUUAGAAGGCGCCGUGGCCAGCCAGCGGGCGGAGCGACUGGUGAAGCGGGCGGAGAUGCUGUACAAGCUGAACAAGUACGCGGCGAUGCGCGCUGACAAUGGUGGGGGUCAGGGCCUCGCCGGUGACGGCCGUGGCAGCAUCGACAGCGGUCACGGCGGCCACACUGCCCCGGGUGGCAGCGGGCUCUUCUUCUCCGAGGACGACAGCAACGCGACGGAGGACUACGACUACUACGACGAAGAGGAUGAGGGCGACAUGAGCGAUGACGCGAACAACAUGUUUGACGGGGUCGACGUGGUGAGCGCGUCGGAGGCGGACGAGGAGGGGGAGGGCGAGUACACCGAUGAGGAGUACGAAUUCAGCAGCAGCGGCAGUGGCAGUGACGCGUACAAGCGCGAGCGGCAGGCCGCCGAAAACGGCGCAGAGGGCAACGUCAACACGGACCAGACGACGUCGCCGGCCGACCAGUUCAAGUCGCAAACCACGCAGGAGUGGCAACCCCCGCAGGAGCCAGCUGUUAGCCCGGUAGUUUUGAUGAAGACACAGCACCCCACGCCACAUGAGCCGACCGAGCAGGGUCUUCCAUCGUCUUUAGGAGAGGGCUCUGCCGAAGGAGCAUCUCCACUGGUCAGCACGAUGCAGACGUCAGCGCAACCACAGGCCACCACGCUGGGGAAGGAAGAGAUGGUGGAGGCAGCGCCAUCGCGGGCGGCUGAUGCUCUGCCGACGGUGGAAACGACAGCGGCUGAGAAGGGCGGAGAGAACACGUGGAAGCCCGCGGAGGUCGAGAGAGUGGCACAAGAGGAAGAAAAAUAG